Danaus chrysippus (African queen) is the source of this 1134-nucleotide messenger RNA. Lineage: Eukaryota; Metazoa; Arthropoda; Insecta; Lepidoptera; Nymphalidae. The record is from the annotation of a GenBank genome assembly.
AUGGCUUUAAAUGGUAUAAAAGUUGUAGAAAUGUUGGGACUGGCUCCCGGCCCUUUUUGUGGAACUGUAUUAGCUGAUUUUGGUGCAACUGUCACAGUUGUACAAAAGAUUGAAGUCACAACGUUGGAUGUUUUGUCGAAUGGGAAAAAAUCUAUUUCUUUGAACUUGAAAUGUCCAAAAGGUAAACAAGUGUUUAAAAAAUUAAUGGACUCUUCUGAUGUCAUAAUUGAUACAUAUCGACCAGGUGUUUUAGAAAAAUUGGGUCUCGGCCCGCAAGACCUAAUGAAAACAAAUCCAAAAUUAAUAUAUGCAAGACUUACAGGAUUUGGUCAAACAGGAUUAUACAAGGAUAAAGCUGGUCAUGAUUUGAAUUUUAUUGCCAUGUCAGGUGUCCUCUCAAUGCUUCGUAAAGAUGGACAGCCACCGAGAGCUCCGGUAAAUAUACUUGGAGAUUUCGCUGGUGGUAGCCUUGUAUGUGCUCUUGGUAUAGUUUUAGCACUGUUUGAGAGAACAAAAUCAGGAAAAGGACAAGUUAUUGAUGCUAGUAUGACAGAAGGAGCUGCAUAUGUAGCAAAUUGGAUUUUUAGAUCAAAAUAUCUGCCAAUUUGGAUGGAGGAACCAGGAACCAGCGUUUUGGAUGGUGGAUAUCCCAAUUACAAUACUUAUAAGACCAAGGAUAACAAAUUUAUGGCAGUAGGAGCUUUGGAAGAAAAGUUUCAAUCAAUGUUCUUAAAAGGACUUAAUAUUUCAGAAGAAGAAUUUUUAGUAUGGGAAAAAAAUGAAUGUGACGAGAAAUUAAAAGAAAUAUUUUUAACUAAGACGCAACAAGAGUGGUGCAACAUUUUCAAAGAUUUGGAUGCCUGCGUCACUCCUGUAUUAGAUCAAGAAAAUGUAAAAGACCAUGAACUGCAUCUCUCUAGAAAGUCAUUCUAUGUAGAUGAAAAUAAUUUAGUAUCCCCCGAACCGGCUCCUAGAUUAUCAAGAACACCAGGUUUAGCCAGCGGUAAGCUGCCAUCGGUAAAACCGGGUCAACAUACAAUAGAAAUAAUGACAUCAUUAGGAUAUAAAAAACCAGAAAUACAAGAACUUAUUAACAACAAUAGCAUUUAUGCCCAUAAAAAAUCGAAUUUAUAA